This is a messenger RNA of Chelonus insularis, 1591 nucleotides long. Its product is annotated as E3 ubiquitin-protein ligase TM129. The transcript has 6 exons. The record is from RefSeq and is a predicted model, not a curated record. Lineage: Eukaryota; Metazoa; Arthropoda; Insecta; Hymenoptera; Braconidae. Gene Ontology annotation, cellular component: endoplasmic reticulum; membrane. The coding region runs from base 257 to 1405 and encodes 382 amino acids. Gene Ontology annotation, molecular function: ubiquitin protein ligase activity. Gene Ontology annotation, biological process: protein ubiquitination.
GUUCCUAUUCGAUUGGUGUCGCAAAAAAAUAUGGUGAAAAAUAUAUGAAAAAUACAAAAAAAAUGUUAAUAAGAAUUAAAUUUUUGGAAAAACUAUUUGCAUAAUAACAUUAUGGACAGAAAUAUAUUUACUUAGUACAAAAAUAGAAAUAGACAAUACGUGAAAAGAGUAUAAAAUAAAUGUGGAUAAUCUAUUUUUAAUACUAAACAUUGACAUUUGUAAUAUUUAUAUACAUAUAAACAUAGUUGAAUGAAAAAUGUCAAACUUCAUUAUAUUUACAAUUUCUUAUGCUUUAUUGGUGGCUGGAAUUGUAUAUCCGCCACAAGAAUUUGUAUCAGCAGGAAUUACGAUUACUGAAAUAUUUGCUUCAUGGUUAGGUUCUGAACCAAAUGCUUUCAUACAGUACCAUAUCAAAAGAAGUAUUCUAACUCUUCUAAUACAUUCUCUUCUACCUCUUGGAUAUGUUGCUGGAUUAUCUUUAUUUGGACAUAUUGAUGUUAUUCAUCUUUUAUUUGGUACUGAACAACCGAUUUGGUCGACUCUAUGUCUCUGUGCCCUAGUUGGCCCAAUUUAUUCUUUGUAUAGAAUUCUUAUAUGGUCACAAACAAAUUGGUCUAAACAUCCCAUUGCUAUAAAUUUAUCAGUAUACUGUGAUGAAGAAAAUAAGACGUGGAUGGAUGUUGCUGCAAACAUAAAUAGAGAAUUUAAAAGCUUAGAUAAAUUACAAAUAAUUUCAAAUACAGUUACUAAGGUUGUCGUAACCGAUAAUUGGAUUAUUAAAGUUUCACCCUACCGAUUAGAUGUUGCUAGUCAAUCAAAUGCUAAAUUAAUAUGUUACAAAGUCAGUUCUUACGCAUCAACAUCAUCAAUGGCUGAAGAAUCAAUCUCUACUUAUGUAAAAUACAGGGUUUGCACAAAUCGACCUGGAGGAAAAAAUUUCACGGUACGAUUAAAUUAUAAUGAUGUAGAAAAUUUCACAGGAAAAGUAACAAUGCCCAUAUUCACUUUGCCCACAUGUGAAUUUCCAAAAAGGCUGAAAGAAAUAUAUAUUGAUUGGAUAAAAGAAGAAGUUAACAAGAACCCUUUUUACAUAACAAACCUAGAACUAGAAAAAUGCGCUAUAUGUAUUCAAACUACGUCUAAUGUGAAAAUAGUUAAACGAUGUCCAGACUUUCCUACCAUAGAUAAUACUCCAGCUUGUCGAACAUGUAACUGUCCACCAAGACUAUGUCUUGAUUGUCUAGUAAAAUGGUUCAUAGCAUCAUCUGUAGAUUUGAAUCGACACAUCGAAAACUUAACUCAAUUAAAAAGCAGUUGUCCACAGUGCCGUGCCACAUUUUGUAUUAGUGAUGUAAGUCAUGCUCUUUAUGAUCCAUUACAUGAAAGUGAUAAAGCAGUCCGAUAAGAUCCACAUAAUCAUUGACGAGUUAUUAUUGAAAAUUGAAUAAUUAUUUUUAUAAGAGCACCAUUUUUUACUAUCCUACAAUUUGUUCAAAUAUUUAAGAAAUUUUAAUUAUAUGGAACAGUGAUGUCUAAAGUUUUGAUUAUAGAAAUCUAUCGAUUUAUUCAGUAAAAGGAUUUCAUUAAAAAA